CUCCAUUUUUCUCCUCCCACUGAUUUUGCAUUUUAGCCCCUCAGGAAGCUCGGAUUUCGGCCCCGCUCCGGCGGACCGCUUCCGUUCGUGCUCUGCUCCGACCGAGCGCGCCGCGCCGUGGGGGGCAGCUGCGAGGACUCUCGUUCGGCGGCUCUGGUUCUCGGCUUGGUCCCGUUUCUUCCCCAACAAAUCUCGUAAUUUUUCGUCCAGAUUUGGCUUCUCGCCGCCCGUCUGGGUCUUUCUCGUGCGUUUCGCCUUUGGUUUCGCCGAUUUGGUGCCGGAUUCGGUGGGUUGCGGCCGAGUAGCCUGGAUCUCGGGCGCGGGUCUAGCGCUAGGAGCCCUCACACUGGGGAUUUCCUGCCGGAGGAAGCUUUUCAAGGGAGCUAGCAGCUAGUAGCUAGCUGCCUUUGGGAGCAGUAGCUCUUCUAGUCUCUGAAGGUUUCACCAUACGCGGUGGAGAGCGCUAUUAGCUUGAGGAGUAGAUUUCGUGUAGCGGUGAGCAAAGUUUGGGUGUCAAGUCUGGUGGUGGAAGCCUUCAGGCUUGAGAUUUUCUCCAAGGAGCACGCCGUCUCUGGAAGGAAUUUCCUGCCAUCCCAGAGGCUGCCGAUUUCCUCCCUCCCGGGAAGCAAGCAAGGGCUUUCUUCUAGACGAGCUCUUCUGGUUCCUUAAGUUUGUGGGCCGUGGCUAUUUAAUCUCCAACUGCAUCCCCAGAUAUUCACCAAAUUCUGUGAGACUGGGAACUCCGGGAUUGGUUUGGAUAAGGUGUUCUGGGAAUGGGGAACCAAUGCCCAAACGGGACCCUUGGGAGUGACUACUACAACCGCCCGACGUCCAGGUUCGCUGAUGGUUGUCUUGAGGACGAUCGCUACUCUGACUUGAAGAAGUUUGACAAGCCAUGGCCUGAGGUGAACUCGUUUAAGCCCACUGCUGUUGGUAUUUUGAAGAGGGGAUUGGAUCCAACGUCAAUCACUGUCCUUGAAAGGAAGACGGCCGACAUAAGGGAACAUUAUAUCAUUGGUCGGAGGCUUGGUCAAGGCCAGUUUGGCACAACAUUCCUCUGCACCGAGAUCAGUACAGGGUGUGAGUAUGCAUGCAAGACAAUCCCAAAGCGAAAGCUCAUCACCAAGGAGGAUGUUGAGGAUGUGCGCCGUGAGAUCCAGAUAAUGCACCAUUUGUCAGGCCACAAGAAUGUUGUUUCCAUCAAGGAUGUAUACGAGGAUGGGCAGGCGGUGUAUAUUGUGAUGGAGCUCUGCGCCGGUGGGGAGCUCUUUGAUCGAAUUCAGGAGAAAGGGCAUUAUAGCGAACAGAAGGCUGCAGAGCUCAUAAGAAUCAUUAUUAGCCUUGUGGCUAUGUGCCAUUCACUUGGGGUUAUGCACCGUGAUCUAAAGCCAGAAAACUUCCUCCUUUGGGAUAAAGAAGAUGACCUGUCAAUAAAAGCAAUCGAUUUUGGUCUAUCUGUGUUCUUCAAACCAGGUCAGGUUUUCACUGAGCUGGUUGGAAGUCCAUACUACGUUGCUCCUGAGGUACUACACAAACGGUAUGGACCAGAAGCGGAUGUGUGGUCAGCUGGAGUGAUACUGUAUGUUUUGCUUAGUGGGGUGCCACCUUUUUGGGCAGAGACGCAACAAGGUAUAUUUGAUGCUGUCUUGAAGGGGCACAUUGAUUUUGACUCGGACCCAUGGCCUAAGAUAUCUGAAAGCGCAAAGAAUCUCAUAAGGAAGAUGCUCUGCCCUUGUCCUUCAGAGCGUCUGAAAGCCCAUGAAGUACUACGCCAUCCUUGGAUCUGUGAAAAUGGAGUGGCUACUGAUCAGGCUCUUGAUCCCGGUGUUCUCUCUCGUCUCAAACAAUUCUCCACAAUGAACAAAUUAAAGAAGUUGGCUCUGAGAGUGAUAGCUGAACGACUUUCUGAGGAGGAGAUUGCUGGGUUAAGACAAAUGUUCAAGGCAGUUGACGUUCAAAAUAGAGGCGUAAUUACUUUUGGUGAACUUAGACAAGGUUUAAAAAGAUAUGGUAGCGAAUUGGAGAAUAGAGAAAUUAGUGAUAUAAUGGAAGUGGCUGAUAAUGACAAUAAUGUGACCAUCAAUUAUGAAGAAUUUAUCGCUGCAACUGUGCCUCUUAACAAAAUAGAACGUGAGGAGCACCUGAUGGCAGCUUUUACCUACUUCGACAAAGAUGGAAGUGGUUAUAUCACAGUUGACAAGCUGCAACGAGCUUGUGGAGAACAUGACAUGGAUGACACUUUCCUUGAAGAGAUAAUUUUAGAAGUUGACCAAAACAAUGACGGUCAGAUUGACUACGCCGAAUUCGUAGCCAUGAUGCAAGGCAGCAAAGUUGGACUUGGGUGGCAACAAAUGGAAACCACUCUGAAUGUAACCUUGAGAGAUGCACCUCAAGUACACUGUCACUGAUGCGCUCGCCAUGUACAGAUUUUGUUCUCUUCUCGUGUUCAUCGUUUCUCCACACGACCUGAGAGUUCCGGUCGACAUGACAUGUAUCACGAGGAGAGAGCAAAUCAAUCGAUUCAUUUAGUGGUAUUUAUCCCAAAUAAAGUGUGGGCUGGCAGGCAGAAUAUGGUUUGUCAUGAGAGACACUAGUAUGGGUUUAUAUGUAUAAAUAUAUAGCAGUGGUGGUAUAUUGGUUU
Molecule: messenger RNA, 2641 nt
Organism: Zea mays
Lineage: Eukaryota; Viridiplantae; Streptophyta; Magnoliopsida; Poales; Poaceae
Product: putative calcium-dependent protein kinase family protein
Exons: 8
Coding region: 774-2408 (544 amino acids)
Biological process (GO): protein phosphorylation
Molecular function (GO): protein kinase activity; ATP binding; calcium ion binding
Source: RefSeq, marked provisional